UAUAGACUGUGUUUCUGCUGGAUCUCUCCUGAUUGCUAGGAUGUUGCCGUUUUUGGACCAUUUUCUGGACUCCCUAAAUAUGAGUCGCACAUCUUUCCGAGUUUAUAUUUUUGCUGCUGUUAUUCUCAUGUUCUGUCUUAUUAUGUGUCGAACCAUAUUUAAGAUGGCGACAUACAUUUAUGCUUACAUCAUCAAUGCCAGGCGUCUGCGUUGUUUUCCAGAGCCUCCAAGACGUAGCUGGCUUUUAGGACAUUUAGGAAUGUUCAUGCCAACAGAGGAGGGCCUUACAGAAAUAAGUAGUGCUAUCUGUAAUUUACGUAGAACUCUUCUGACAUGGCUGGGACCCAUCCCUGAAGUAUCAUUGGUUCAUCCAGACACGGUUAAACCAGUGGUUGCUGCUUCAGCUGCCAUUGCUCCUAAAGAUGAACUGUUCUAUGGUUUCCUCAGACCCUGGCUAGGGGAUGGGCUGUUGCUUAGCCGUGGGGAGAAAUGGGGGCAGCACCGACGUCUUCUGACACCUGCUUUUCACUUUGACAUCCUUAAGAACUAUGUGAAGAUAUUUAAUCAGAGCACAGAUAUCAUGCUUGCAAAGUGGAGAAGAUUGACAGCAGAGGGCCCUGUGUCUCUCGAUAUGUUUGAACAUGUCAGCCUGAUGACCUUGGAUACACUUCUUAAAUGUACUUUCAGCUAUGACAGUGACUGCCAAGAGAAGCCAAGUGAUUAUAUUUCUGCUAUUUACGAACUGAGCUCCCUAGUGGUGAAACGUGAGCACUACUUGCCCCAUCAUUUUGACUUUAUCUACAACCUCUCCUCCAAUGGAAGGAAAUUUCGACAGGCAUGCAAAACAGUACAUGAAUUUACAGCAGGAGUGGUACAGCAGAGAAAGAAGGCCUUGCAAGAGAAGGGGAUGGAGGAAUGGAUUAAGUCUAAGCAAGGCAAAACCAAAGAUUUCAUUGAUAUUCUAUUGCUGUCAAAGAAUGAAGACGGAAGCCAGCUGUCUGAUGAAGAUAUGAGGGCCGAAGUAGACACAUUUAUGUUUGAAGGUCAUGACACCACAGCGAGUGGCUUAUCAUGGAUUCUGUACAAUUUGGCUUGUCACCCUGAAUAUCAAGAGAAAUGCAGAAAAGAGAUUACUGAAUUAUUGGAAGGGAAAGACAUAAAGCAUUUGGAGUGGGAUGAAUUGUCUAAGUUGCCAUUCACUACAAUGUGCAUUAAGGAGAGUCUACGGCUUCACCCUCCUGUAGUUGCAGUUAUAAGGCGCUGUACAGAGGACAUCAAAUUACCUAAAGGUGAUAUCCUCCCCAAAGGAAACUGCUGCAUUAUCAAUAUUUUUGGAAUUCACCACAACCCUGAUGUCUGGCCUAACCCACAGGUUUAUGACCCAUAUCGCUUUGAUCCAGAGAAUCUCCAGGAAAGGUCUUCCUAUGCAUUUGUACCAUUCUCAGCUGGACCCAGGAAUUGUAUUGGACAGAAUUUUGCUAUGGCUGAGAUGAAGAUUGUAUUGGCUUUAAUCCUUUACAACUUUCAAGUGAGGCUGGAUGAAACCAAGACAGUACGCAGAAAACCUGAGCUGAUCCUACGAGCAGAAAAUGGACUCUGGUUGCAGGUGGAAGAAUUGAAACGUUAAUGUCAUGCCUGCUAAUGGUGGAACCAACUGACUUGGCAAAGUGCACAAUUUAAUAUGAAGUGUGUCAUAGCAAAGAAUAAUUUUAGUAAUUUAAUCAAUAAUAUAAAGUAAAAUGAAAGUUUAGCUUGCUAAAAUAAAACUGACUUGGGACAAGAAUGGUUGUUUGUGCUUCUACUUACCAUUCAAAUAACAGAGUUGUACAACUCCCAGCAUCACUUAAAAGCUUCACAGAGUUGUACCUUAACCACAACUGCAAUCUUUUGAGUUGGAAGCUGUAUAGAUAUUUCAUUUGAAGGAUCCAGACCCAGAUAAAAGGGACAAAUCCACUGAAAUCUGGUGUAAAAAAUGCUUCUUUGAAUGUUAUUUGUUUAAGUAAAAAUAAGAUCUUUACCAUUUUUCAUGCAUGGAAAAACCAGUUUUCUGAAAUUAAUAAAGUCAUAGAAAAA
This is a messenger RNA of Xenopus tropicalis (tropical clawed frog), 2073 nucleotides long. It is a transcript of the gene cyp4f2, whose product is annotated as cytochrome P450 family 4 subfamily F member 2. Gene Ontology annotation, cellular component: endoplasmic reticulum membrane. Lineage: Eukaryota; Metazoa; Chordata; Amphibia; Anura; Pipidae. Gene Ontology annotation, molecular function: monooxygenase activity; iron ion binding; heme binding. The record is from RefSeq and is marked provisional.